CCGGAGAGCCCAGACCCGACGGCCGCCGGCUCCACGCACCCAGAGAGCGAGCGCCUUCUCCGCACCAGGGAAGCCCCACCACCAACUGAAGCCAAGAUGUCCAGCAAACGGGCCAAGGCCAAGACCACCAAAAAGAGGCCACAGCGGGCCACAUCCAACGUCUUCGCGAUGUUUGACCAGUCCCAGAUCCAGGAGUUUAAGGAGGCCUUCAACAUGAUUGACCAGAACCGUGACGGCUUCAUUGACAAGGAGGACCUGCAUGACAUGCUGGCCUCGAUGGGGAAGAACCCCACGGACGAAUACCUGGAGGGCAUGAUGAGCGAGGCCCCGGGGCCCAUCAACUUCACCAUGUUCCUAACCAUGUUCGGGGAGAAGCUGAACGGCACAGACCCAGAGGACGUGAUCCGCAACGCCUUUGCCUGCUUCGACGAGGAGGCCUCAGGUUUUAUCCAUGAGGACCACCUACGGGAGCUGCUCACCACCAUGGGUGACCGCUUCACAGACGAGGAGGUGGACGAGAUGUACCGCGAGGCACCCAUUGAUAAGAAAGGCAACUUCAACUACGUGGAGUUUACCCGCAUCCUCAAACAUGGUGCCAAGGACAAAGAUGACUAGGCCACCCCAGCCCUCCCAAUGCCCAGGCCACCGUCCCAGUCACCCCCUCCCCCCACACACUUGUCUGUAGCAGCUCCAUGCCCACGACCCUACAAGACCCUCGCAGGGGCGGAUCCCAGUGGAGGCAACAGGCCAAGAGAAGCGCAGUGCCAGGGAAGAGGCACAUGGCCAACUUGAGGCAAAUGUUCCCACCGUGACCCCGGAGACCUGAGAGGGAGUCUCUGACCCCUCCAAGGAAAGACCAUCUGGGGAGAUGGGGCAGAGGGCAGGACCUGGAGGCACCAAGGGAAGGCUGCUCAACAGAGCCCAGGCCUCAAGCGGCAGCCUGCCCAUUCCCACACUGCCCGCCAGCAGGAAGGGGCCCCAUGUGGCCCCUAAGAGGAAGAGGCCCUGUGUCCUGGUAUGUGUCGGACACCACUUCAUGUGCACCCACACACAAACACAAGUUCACCAAAGUCCCCUCUCAGAGGACAGGACACCAGACCCCUCCCCUGUACCCUGUCCAGCCACCAGAGCACACCCACCCACCAUGGGACUGUGCUCAAGACGACGCACACAGAGUGGAUGAUGUUUGUCCCAGGGGAGGCAGAAUCUCCAAUAGAAGGCUGAGCACUGC
This is a messenger RNA of Propithecus coquereli (Coquerel's sifaka), 1231 nucleotides long. It is a transcript of the gene MYL9, whose product is annotated as myosin, light chain 9, regulatory. Gene Ontology annotation, biological process: myofibril assembly; platelet aggregation. Gene Ontology annotation, molecular function: calcium ion binding. Gene Ontology annotation, cellular component: cytoplasm; myofibril; stress fiber. The coding region runs from base 97 to 615 and encodes 172 amino acids. The transcript is spliced from 4 exons. NCBI's taxonomy places the organism in Eukaryota, Metazoa, Chordata, Mammalia, Primates, Indriidae. The record is from RefSeq and is a predicted model, not a curated record.